AUGCAAAAGAUCAAGCAAAUUAGGAAUGAAUUUUUUAUUAACACUUCGUUUCCAGGAGUUGUGGGCUGCAUUGAUUGCACACAUAUUGCAAUUGUACCUCCUAACAACCAGAAUGCAGAAAUACCUGAGUAUAUUUAUGUAAACAGAAAAGGUUACCACUCAUUAAAUGUACAAUUGAUUUGUGAUUCUAAACUUUAUAUUUUGAGUGUGAAUGCAAAAUUUCCUGGCAGUACAGCAGACUCUCAUAUAUGGAAUUCAUCUACAGAUAUAAAAAAUAUCUUGGAGGAAUUGUAUAGACGUGAACACAAAGGCAUAUAUUUACUGGGAGAUUCAGGAUACGCCCUAAGACCUUGGCUUUUAACACCAUAUUCUGAAACAACAACUAACGAAGAAGAAAAAUACAACAAAAUGCAGAUGACAACACGAAGUAUAAUUGAGAGAUGUAAUGGUGUAUUAAAGGCUCGGUUCAGGUGUUUAUUGAAGCAUAGGGUAUUACACUAUACGCCGCAAAAAUCAGGGAAAAUUGUAAAUGCCUGUGUUAUUUUACACAAUAUGUGCAUAUUGGCUAAAAUUCCAGUUCCAGACAUGAAUGAUGAAAAUGUGGAAGAAAUUGAUUUUGGAAUUAUAAAUAAUAAUUAUCCUGAAGAUGGCAUUCGAGGAAGGAAUGUGAAUCCUGAAUUAGUUGAAAGUAGAAGAAUAAGAGACAAUAUAGCAAGAUGUUUGUACAAUAGGUAGUUUAGAACAGAAAACUUAUAUUUUGUAUAGCAUUAACAAUAUUAUAAAACUAUUAAGAUAAAAAAAAUAUCAUAAUUACCUAUUUGUAAGUAAUUUUAUA
Myzus persicae (green peach aphid) is the source of this 835-nucleotide messenger RNA. RefSeq names its product putative nuclease HARBI1. Lineage: Eukaryota; Metazoa; Arthropoda; Insecta; Hemiptera; Aphididae. The transcript has 5 exons. The coding region runs from base 1 to 735 and encodes 244 amino acids. The record is from RefSeq and is a predicted model, not a curated record.